AUGCCUGUGAGACUGGGAACAAUGCUGAUGGAUAGCUGGACUCGGUUGAUGCUGGCAUGGAUUAGUGUGCUUCCUUUAGUGCAGUCAAUCACACUGGACCCUCCACAGAGUUUGCAGGAAGAAAGUAUCUUAGCAUUGAAUGGACUGGACGGUGACCCUGGUGCUCUCAGUCGUGCCAAGAGAGGCUGGGUCUGGAAUCAAAUGUUCGUGCUGGAAGAGUUUUCCGGUCCUGAGCCUAUCCUCGUUGGUCGGUUGCAUACAGAUCUCGACCUAGCGAAUAGAAAUGUCAAGUACAUUCUGUCGGGUGAAGGUGCUGGUACAAUCUUCAUGAUCAAUGACAAGACGGGGGACAUUCACGCCAUGAAGAGGCUUGACCGUGAAGAGAAAGCUGAGUAUACGCUGACUGCACAGGCCAUUGACCGGGACACUGACAAACCUCUGGAGCCACCAUCAGAGUUCAUCAUCAAGGUUCAAGACAUCAAUGACAAUGCCCCUGAGUUUCCGGAUGAACCUUACCAUGUGACAGUGCCAGAGAUGUCCUCUGUCGGUACGUCAGUCAUGGGGGUAACUGCAACAGAUGCUGAUGAUCCAGUUUAUGGGAACAGCGCAAAACUAGUGUACAGCAUCCUGGAAGGGCAGCCAUAUUUUUCCAUCGAGCCGCACACCGGAAUUAUAAGGACUGCCCUUCCGAACAUGGAUCGGGAAGCACGAGAGGAAUAUCUGGUGGUGAUACAAGCAAAGGAUAUGGGAGGCCACAUGGGGGGUCUCUCUGGAACAACAACGGUAACAGUCACAUUGACUGACGUUAAUGACAACCCGCCCAAGUUUACACAAAGCCUUUACCAUCUGUCUGUUCUCGAAGACAUGGCAGUUGGUGAUGUCACAGGAAGGGUCAAGGCGAAUGACCGGGACUUGGGACAAAACGCAAGGUCGUUGUAUGAAAUUAUCGAUGGAGAUGGGAUGGAUGUGUUUGAGAUCACAACAGACUCACAGACCCAGGAGGGCGUCAUCACUCUUAAGAAACCCCUGGACUUCGAGACCAAGAGAUCCUAUACCUUGAAAGUCGAGGCCGGUAAUGCGCAUAUUGAUCCUCGCUUCAUCAGCAAGGGACCCUUCAAAGAUACAGCAGCAGUGAAGAUCACAGUGGAGGAUGCCGAUGAGCCGCCCGUGUUCUCAUCACCUGCCUAUUUCCUGGAAGUGAGGGAGAGCGUGAACGUGGGUUCUGUCAUUGGACAAAUAAUGGCUCGUGACCCUGAUAUUAUCAUCAGCCCUGUCAGGUAUUCAAUCGACCGGCAUACCGACCUUGAAAGGUUAUUCAACAUUAACGCUGAUGAUGGAAAAAUAACCCUGGCCAAACCCCUGGACAGAGAGACAGAAGCUUGGCAUAACAUCACCGUGAUUGCUACAGAAACCAGGAAUCAUAGCCAAGUAUCCCGUGUACCAGUGGCUAUUAAAGUGCUUGAUGUUAAUGACAAUGCUCCGGAACUUGCCUCACAAACUGAAGCAUACUUGUGCGAAAAUGGGAAAUCUGGACAGGUCAUUCAAACAGUCAGUGCUACAGAUAAGGACGACCCAAAGGCUGGGCAAUAUUUCUUCUACAACCUGGCACCAGAGAUUUCCAGGAACCCCAAUUUCACAAUCAAGAACAACGCAGAUAACUCGGUCAGCAUUCUGGCAAGACACAGCGGAUUCAGCAGGCAGAAACAAGACAUCUACUUCCUGCCCAUCAUAAUCUCAGACAGUGGGAACCCACCCAUGAGCAGCACCAAUACACUCACCAUCCGGGUCUGCGGCUGUAGCACUGAUGGGACUGUACAGUCCUGCAACGUGGAAGCUUUUGUUCUUCCCAUUGGGUUAAGCAUGGGAGCUUUAAUAGCUAUUUUAGCCUGCAUUAUCCUCUUGUUGGUUAUUGUGGUACUUUUUGUAACUUUAAGAAGGCACAAAAAUGAGCCCCUUAUUAUCAAGGAUGACGAGGAUGUGAGGGAAAACAUCAUUCGCUAUGACGAUGAAGGUGGUGGAGAAGAGGACACGGAAGCCUUUGAUAUUGCCACUUUACAAAACCCUGAUGGCUUCAAUGGAUUCUUGCCACGGAAAGACAUCAAACCUGACCUGCAGUAUGUACCCAGGCAAAGCCUUCCUCCUGUCCCAAAUGGGGUUGAUGUGGAUGAGUUUAUCAAUGUAAGGCUUCACGAUGCCGACAUCGAUCCCACUGCCCCUCCCUACGAUUCCAUCCAGAUCUACGGAUAUGAAGGAAGAGGAUCGACAGCUGGCUCACUGAGUUCACUAGAAACAACAUCAACAGAUUCAGAGCAGAACUUUGACUACCUCAAGGAAUGGGGCCCACGUUUUAAAAAACUCGGGGAUAUGUACGCAGUUGGAGAAAAUGACAGAGAAACUUGA
Messenger RNA from Hemiscyllium ocellatum (epaulette shark), 2400 nucleotides. Its product is annotated as cadherin-8-like. Bases 1 to 2400 code for a protein of 799 amino acids. Gene Ontology annotation, molecular function: cadherin binding; calcium ion binding. Gene Ontology annotation, cellular component: synaptic cleft; plasma membrane; adherens junction. The transcript has 11 exons. The record is from RefSeq and is a predicted model, not a curated record. NCBI's taxonomy places the organism in Eukaryota, Metazoa, Chordata, Chondrichthyes, Orectolobiformes, Hemiscylliidae. Gene Ontology annotation, biological process: cell morphogenesis; multicellular organism development; adherens junction organization.